AUGUUGGAAGAAAAGCAAAUGUUUUUGAAAAAGGCUUUUCAAUUCAGUGCAGAUAAUCAAUCUCAACCACAGUCUGAAUUUCGGGAAAGUGUGAAGGAACUCGAACAACUCAGAAUAGUUACAAAACCAGUUUACAAUGAUUUAAAUAGCUAUUUUGGUCAAAUAAAAGGUGAAAUGCCAACUUUUGGCUAUCCAUCUAUUAACUUUGAUGAAGAGGAUCCAUCAAGCUCAGUGUGGGGUAAAAUGUAUAGAAAUAUUCUUCAAGAUACCUCUGUAAAAGAAUUACACCUUAAAAGAAUGCUCAAGGCAUAUAAAUCAGAAAAAGCUAAGGAUAAUAAAUUACUAACAAAAUUCGGUCUUGGACAGAAGAUAUCAAUCAAAGACUUAAACCAACCCAACGAUUCUAACGACAAACCUCCCAAACCUCGUUCUAAAACCAACCGAAAUCACAAACUCUCCGCCAACCCCAAAAUCCUCACUUCCAAGCACUCCCAUUUCAACUCUCAAAAUCCAGAUUUCACCACUGAAUCUCUUCAAGCUACUCUAAAUUCCCAAAACUGCUCAACUAGCGCAAAUCCUCACUACAAAUCCUGCUUAACAAGUAAGGCUAAAAUCAGGAUAGAUCCCAGAACCUAGCCGUGCAAGGAGAGGAACCAGCAAUGAUAAAAUAAGGAGGAUAAGGAAAUCCCACCAGAGGCACACAAGUUUCACUAGUAGAAAUAUCGAUAGAGACAAUAAAGACAAAAAGAGAGUGGAUUGCAGGAAAGAGAAAUCAUUAACUGCCAAGCAUUUAAAUAGGAAAAAUCUCACUAAAAUUACAGGUCCAAAGACUUCAAGAAGACAUAGAGCUUCCUUAACUAAGUAUUCUUCUAAAUUGACUCGACUAUUUCCUCAUAAGAAUAAAGUGACUAAGUAACACUUACCAGUUGAAGACCAAGAGGAUGACGAAGAUACUGCUUAGAAUGAAUGGAAGAGUGAAUAAAGAGGUGAAAAGGUUGACUAAAGAUAUGAAGUUUAUCCUUUAACUCUAAAUGUGAUAGAUACGCCUGCUCUUAAAUGUCCUUAAUAGCACUAGAAUUAAGCCUUUUCUCAGAGACUCGCUUCGCUAGGGAUCUAAGCCU
Messenger RNA from Moneuplotes crassus, 1121 nucleotides. Lineage: Eukaryota; Ciliophora; Spirotrichea; Euplotida; Euplotidae. The record is from the annotation of a GenBank genome assembly.